AAGAGUGCCCCUUUAUUAAUGGAAUAGGAAUAGAGGAUCUGAAAACAGAACAAUGUCAGCUGUACUUGUUUCCCAUCUUCUUAUUUAAAUUAUCUCAUGAGUUGGUCUCCCAUUGAAAGUUAUUGUUUAAAAAGUAGAGGGACAAAGUGUAGUCUGAGUUACAAGAAAAUGGCAUUGUUUAGAAGUGUUGGUAAAUUCUCUCCUGUGGCUGAUGUAUCUUGUCCACUGCCUGAGCCUCAUCUACGUACAAGAUCUCCAAACUGUAGGGUAUCAUCCUCUUCACAUUGUAUUUCUCAAACAUUGUAUGAGAUAACAAACCGGAAAAGAAAACCCAGAAGAUAUAAACUAAGCAAAGACUAUAUUGGCAGCCCCAGUAACUUCAAGCAUCUGUGUCACAUUGGAUGGAGUCCCCAGACUGGUUUUGCUACCAACUUAGAUCCUGAACUAAAGGUGAUCUUUGUUAAGGCUGGUAUAACACAGGAUCAUCUGAAGGACAGGAGAAUGUCAAAGAAGAUUUUUGAAACUAUUGAGAUACGUGGAGGAGUAGAAGCAGUACUAAAAGAGGCAAAGGCUAAAGGUUUAUUGAUCAAAUCCCUUGACCAUUGUCUGCUUUAUUCUGCGAUGCCUGCAGAGCUGGGUUCAGCUUGUAGCCAAAACACAGAACUAGAUUGCCAAACUCAAAGAAUGAAGGACAAGGUUAAAGAUGUACUAGCAGUGCCUUUCUCCAUAUCAAAAUCACACGAGUCGUCUCAUAAUGAUGAUCUCCCUUCAGUAGUCAUAUCUCCAGCACUUUGCAUGUCUCCUUCCAAAAGGACAUCUCAACAAAAAUUGAUCCAAGAUCUGAAAAAAGUGCAGCUGCAAAAGUCAAAGAGUGACAAACAACUAACUCCUUUCACCCAAGAUGUUGUAAUGCGUCAGAUCAGAAAAGGAACACAGCUGAAACCAGUGGUUCAGAAUCCAACUCCCAAUGACGAAGGAAUAGUCGCUGCUCUAAGGGAUGUUGUCCAGAAGAGACACAAGGCAAUAUAUAUUUCAGAUAAUGAAGAAUCUGACUUGGAGAAUGAUGAUGAAUGGGAUGAUUAAACUAUUACCAUCCUUUAGGGAAAGACAUCUUUUAAUACUUGAUCUGUGUAAUACAAAUAUUUUCUACAAUGCUUGGAGAAUAUGUGAGAGUUGAACUGUGCGGUAUUUAAAUGCUAAAGACACUGACAAGACAAUGUCUUAGUGGGUUUUUAACAAUAAAGUGCAGAUUACAAACUA
Rhineura floridana is the source of this 1260-nucleotide messenger RNA. RefSeq lists its product as uncharacterized. The transcript is spliced from 7 exons. The record is from RefSeq and is a predicted model, not a curated record. Lineage: Eukaryota; Metazoa; Chordata; Lepidosauria; Squamata; Rhineuridae. The coding region runs from base 97 to 1083 and encodes 328 amino acids. Gene Ontology annotation, molecular function: actin binding. Gene Ontology annotation, biological process: actin filament organization.